AUGACUAACAACAUUAAGAUCAAUUCUUUGAAAGAACUUGAAGCAUUUUUUAGUGACACCAACAAGCUUUUUGAGGAGAAAGAAAAUGAGGAAAACUGGAACAAAAGAGAUAAAGCAGUACGCGAUUUACGUUCUCUCCUCAACAAUGAAGACUAUUUACGCAAAUGGAGAGCUAACAUUACCAAAUGUCUUCAUGACGGAAUAUAUAGUUACAUUAAAUCAAUUGAUACCUUAAGAAGUUCAGUAGUAAUUGAGGGCUUAUCCUUAAUUUCAGAUAUUGGCAAAGCUAUAGGAUAUGGUCUUGAUCUUUAUACAAUGGAAAUAAUUGUAAUCAACUUAUUAAAGCUCAGCAAUAACUCUAAAAAGCUGAUUGCUUCUAAAGUCCUUGAAGCUGCAAAUAUGUUUUUCUUAUUUACAAAUUUUUACAGCAGAAUUUUUGUUAUGCUCUGUAAAACAAUUAAUGAUAAAAGUACUCAAGUUCGUCAAUUUUCAGCAAAUUGUUUGAAAACAAUGCUUUCAACUCAUGGAUCAAAAGAGACAGUUCAAUCUAUCAUUGAAAAGCCUGAAGUAAACUUGCAUAUUAAUAAUUUCUUAAUGAAGGGCUUAGUAGAUGCUUCCCCAGCUGUUAGGGAUGUUUCUAAACAGAUUUAUACAAUUUAUGGUACAUACUGGCCAAUACAGGCACAAAAGUUAACUAAAACAUUCGAUGUUACCAUGCAACGCCAACUAAAGAUUCCCAAUACAGCUACAGCUACAUCAAAAACGUCUAGAAGAUAUUCACCUUACACACUUGGAGCUCGCUCAAAAUCACUUUCAUCCUUAUCUUCUCCUUCAUCAAAAAUAGCAAAUAAUACCUCCAAGGCGUUAUCGUCAUCUCAACCUUCAUCAUCAACUUCAAAUCAUCCUAUAUUAAAAAGGUCUCCUUCUGAUCAUAGUCCUUUUGGGCCAGAAUCUUCAUCAGAAUACUCUGCUCAAUCAACAGAAACCAUAACUAAAUUGAUAAAUGUAGACGAUGAAAAGUCUGUUAAAGGCCGUUUAUCUUCUACAUCUAAUGUAUCAACUCCACCUACAGAUAUUUCUCAUAAAGUAAAGACAAUUCAAGCUGCAUCAACUAUUCCUCCAAGACGCGCUCAAUCUGAACCACGUAACAAGUUUGCUAUUUCUGCAUCUCGUAUUUUAACCAUGUUAAAAAGUCGUGAUCCUGCCAACAACUGUAAAGGCCUUCAAGUGCUUUCAGAGAAGCUUCAGGAUAUCAUCUAUAAACCAUCCUCCUUAUCUACAUUACCUACAUGUGUUCCAUCAAAGGAUAUUAUUGAACAUUUGUUGAAAAGAAUGAUAAAACUACCUCGUCAGACAAUAAGCAACAAUAAAGAGAAGCUAUAUAAGGCGCUGAUGAGCUGGGAAUCUCUUGCUGGUGUUUUUGUUCUUUGCGUACCCUUAAAGAGCUUUAUUCCAUAUUUGAUCAUUGCUGAUCAAGAAUUAAAGGCUAAUGGUGAUUCCCAAAAGAAUAAGUCUAUAUUAAAACUCUAUAGCAAAGGACUUGAAAGAAUGAAGUUAUUCUUAAAACGUCAUCAUCCUUCUCUUCCUGAAGAGUUAUUAAAUAUUUUAAAAUCUGUAAACAAUAUGAAAGGAAAAAAUACAGUGAAUCAAUUAGAUAUAGCCACUAUUAAUAAACAACAACAACAACAACAACAACAAUUUACUCUUUCGGAACUAGAUUAUUUACAAUGUGGCAUACUUGAAUGGAUGAAUGAUGUUGUCUUAGAUAAUAAUCAUGAAGAUCAAGAAUUACUUUUAGAGGGUUCCAAAUGGCUAAAUAUUUCAUUGAACAAUGAACCUAUAACCGAUUGGUUCAAAAAAGAGGCAAAUGUACGAUUGUAUAUGCAUUUACUUGUAGAUACUAUAAUGAAUAUUCCGCAUACAUCAGAAAAAGAAACUAGCUAUUUAUCUAAUAUGACUAACUAUUUAAAGGCCAUUAAUGAGCAUAUAUUUCAAGAAGUGACUAUCACACUUAACAAGUUCCAAAUGAAUUUGCUAAGUGCAUUCUUAAGUUUGAAACAGACGUCUUCAUUUGAGCCUAAAGAAGAAAAUGAAUUCAUGUCAGAUAUGAAUGAACAAAUUGAAAGCAAUGAUACCAAGACUAAUACAAAUGAUAAUAAUGCUUUUUAUGAAGAUGAUUACAGUAUACAAGAUACCACUACUACCAUAACUUCAAACAAUAACGAAUCUAAUACAGAUAAUCUGAUCAUGCAGCAAUCACCAGAACUAUCAAUAGUAAAUAAUGAUAUUUCAAUAGUAGAUAGAAGCACAAACGAGCAACAAAAAGAUACUUGUGCUAGUCAUAAUGCAACAAGAGAAGCUUCUCUUAAUGCAUCACAAGAAGCUUCUCUUGUUGCAUCACAAGAAGCUUCUCUUGUUGCAUCACAGGAAGCUUCUCUUGUUGCAUCACAGGAAGCUUCUCUUGUUGCAUCACAGUCACAGACAAUAGUGAAAGAAGAAAAAGAACCUAACAAUAAAGUUGCUCAAAAGGAAACUAUAACCGUAGCAAAAUGUGAACAAACAAAUCGUAACGUAGAUGACUUUACUUCAAGCAACCCUAUAAUAAACCCAGGACCAGAUUUGAAUAAUAAUACUAUCGUUAAUUCUGUUCCUCAAGCUAGCAAUAAGAGAUCAUCAAGUACUGCUUUAGAUAAACAAGAACUUGAACAAGAAGAAUCGCGAAGAAGAAAACAACAAAAAGUGAUGAAACAUAACGAUAACUACGAGGAUUUACUUCAAGUUUUUAUAAAUACGUCCAAGAUAAAUCCUGAAAAUAUAGAUAUUCAAAUGCUUUAUAAAAUUGAAUGGUCACUCCUAUCUGUAUGGAAAAAGAAAACCGAACAGAACUUGCUUUUCCCUUUGUUGCAACAGUUAAUUGACUAUAUCCAAUCUAAGCCAGUAAAAGACUGUCAUUUAAGAGCACUGAAAAUUAUUCAAAAGUUAUUGACUAGUCAAUCUCUACUAUUCAAACAAUUGGAAAAUCAGAUCUUUAAGAAAGAAGGUCAAAAUAAUGAAUGUAUAAUCAUCCAAGAGCUAUGCUCUAUGAUUUUAGAUAUACUAGAGGAUAACGACUGUGUGAUUUCAUAUACAGCAAAAAAUAUUCUAAAUUCAUUAUUCUCAAAUUUUAGUCCAGAUAUAAGCUUGCAGUUGGCACAGCAAUAUAGUGCUAGCUGUAUAAGCUUAGAUAAAUCAAUUCCAUUAGGUGUAUUGCUUACCGAAAUAAGCAUUAUUGCAACAAAAGUAGCAGCUGCAAAUCUAUCUUCGUUUUUAGACAAGGGACUAGCAGAAAUUUUAGUAGAUGUAAUAGAGAUUUUACUUGAUCAUUAA
Molecule: messenger RNA, 3366 nt
Organism: Cokeromyces recurvatus
Lineage: Eukaryota; Fungi; Mucoromycota; Mucoromycetes; Mucorales; Mucoraceae
Product: clasp N terminal-domain-containing protein
Exons: 6
Coding region: 1-3366 (1121 amino acids)
Biological process (GO): mitotic spindle assembly
Cellular component (GO): mitotic spindle midzone; spindle microtubule; microtubule organizing center
Molecular function (GO): microtubule binding
Source: RefSeq, a predicted model, not a curated record